Molecule: messenger RNA, 13734 nt
Organism: Magallana angulata
Lineage: Eukaryota; Metazoa; Mollusca; Bivalvia; Ostreida; Ostreidae
Product: dystrophin-like
Exons: 73
Coding region: 913-12279 (3788 amino acids)
Biological process (GO): synaptic signaling
Cellular component (GO): plasma membrane
Molecular function (GO): protein binding; zinc ion binding
Source: RefSeq, a predicted model, not a curated record
UGUAAGGGGGGAUUUUAUUUCUGUGUCCUUCAAGAUCCAUAGAGAUUUAGCAAGUCUUUGGAUGAAUUCAAAGUUGUUGCUUCAAUUUGCUUCCAACAGAUGUCCCCGUUCAGUGUUUGAUCAGGGAUUAUGGGCUAUUUGUGAUACUGUGUGGACGAUUUUCCUUUGAUAUCUCACACCUAUUAUCUCCCAGCCAAGGGAGGUGUAGUAUGGAUAUACAUGUAUUCUCGGUAGCCAUGAUACCAUGAAAGGUGUGCUUCAAAUUUUUGGACUCUAGGAGAAUUUUGGAUCAUCCUCAUAUUGGGAUUCCAAAAUUUACCAGUUACCUUUUUGGCCGCAUAAACUCUGGACAAAGACUGUCAUGUCAGACUAAUGACCCACUGAUUCUUUUCAUGAUUUUGUUCAACAUUGGUCUGCUAUAGAAAGUCCGUUCAGAGAUAUAGGCUGUGCAUUUAAAGUUCCCUCUCUUUCUGAGAGUAGCUUUAUUUGUGUGGGACGUAUUGUUUACUUUUUGUAGUCAUUCAGUGAAAGGAGGUCCACGGCAUUAGUAUUGAUACAACAGUACAGAAUGCGUGGAGAGAGUUUCCUGUUUUUAUAAAGAAUGACCUUUAAAUUGAGUAAAAAGGGGGAAAGAAAGUGUUAAUAAGAAUUCUCAGGAUUAUUAGCAUUCGAUGAAAAAAAAAAUUAGUCUGGAGAGAAGUUAAUUCAAAAUGUAUUUUGUGAUGAGGAAAGUUUGUGAUACAACAUGUUAAGUGUUAAAUUCUGAGACUGUGGAUUUUUUUUUUAAAAUUUGACUCUGAUGAUCAAAAAUCACUUGAAGUGUUGUUUUCCUGCCUGUAAUGGUUCGUAAAUUUUGUCAGCAAGAGGGAGUUAUUUGAUUAGGGAUUUACAAUAAUUGUGUCUGUAUUCACAAUGGAAGGAAAUUUUGCAGCUACCAAUGCUACCACACUGAAAUAUUUAAGAUUCAAAGAUGAAAGGGAAGACAUCCAGAAAAGGUCAUUUACCAAGUGGAUAAAUUCACAGCUGUCAAAGGCUGGACAUUCCUUGGUAACAGAUUUAUUUUCCGAUCUCAAAGAUGGCACCCUCCUUCUGUCCUUGCUGGAGGUCCUCAGCGGCAAAGCUAUGGGUAAAGAGAAAGGACGCAUGCGAGUUCAUCACAUCAACAACGUCAAUCGAGUGCUGGACGUGCUCGCUCAGAGCUACAAUAUUAAACUGGUCAACAUUAGCAGCAAUGAUAUUGUGGACGGGAACCAGAAACUGACCCUGGGACUGGUGUGGAGCAUCAUCCUCCACUGGCAGGUCAAGGACGUGAUGAAGGACGUGAUGGACGACCUUCGACAGACCAACCUUGAGCGGACCCUGCUGACAUGGUGCCGACAGUGCACAGAGGGAUACCAGGGCGUGGACAUCCACAACUUCACCACCAGCUGGAGGGACGGGCUGGCCUUCAAUGCCCUCCUCCACCACUUCAGGCCUCAGCUGUUUGUGUAUGAUGAUCUGCUAAAGAAUGACAAUGAAACCAACUUGGAGCACGCAUUUCGUAUUGCGCAGGAUCACCUCAACAUAGACCGACUUCUAGAACCCGAGGAUGUCAAUGUAAAGACUCCAGAUAAGAAGUCCAUUAUGAUGUACCUGAUGUGUUUUUUCCAAGUCCUCCCCCACUCCAACAUCCCCACCCCCAGCGACGACCUGCCCCCCUCCACACCCUCAUCGGCUACGGAUAACCGCAACUUCCAAUUCACUGACCACAACAGUAACAAAGAGGUCAUCAUGUCAAUCAGCAGCUCCUCCAGUCAACACAGUAUGACCAGCACGCCCUCGGUUGACCUUUCGACCUACCAGGAUGACCUUGAAAAUGUCCUUGCAUGGCUCCUGGAGGCGGAGGAAAUCGUAGAAAAACAGGAGCCAAUCGGAAACGACAUCAAAAAGGUCAAAGGUCAAUUUAACCAGCAUGAAGAGUUUAUGUUAGAGCUGACAAAACAUCAAGACAGCAUUGGCAAUGUGGUCAAGGAGGGCAACGACCUUAUCACUGAGGGCAAGGUCACAGCUGAGGAGGAGAACGAGAUCAGGGUCCAGAUGGGGCUCCUCAAUAAUCGCUGGGAGGAGCUUCGCCUCAAGAUGAUAGAGAGGCAGUCCAAAUUACAGAAAAAACUAAUGGCUACUCAGCAAAAACAGUUGGACGAGUUAGCCGUGUGGCUGGAGAAAAUGGAGGAGCGAAUCCGCAAUCAGGAACCAAUUGGAUCAGAGCUAGACGCCAUCAAACUACAGAUAGCCAAUCACAAGAAAAUUCAGCAGGAGCUGGAGGUACAACAGAAGAAAGUGGACAACUUACAGGACAUGGUGGUGGUUGUAGAUGACACAAAUACAGAGUCGGCUUGUGAAGCCAUGGAGACUCAGCUACAGAGACUAGGGAAGAAGUGGGCGGCCAUUUGUACGUGGACAGAACAGCAGUGGCUGGUCCUACAGGACCUCCUUCUGAAGUGGCAGAACUUCUCCGAGGAGCAGGCCAAGUUUUCUGAUUGGCUUGCUGAGAAGGAGGGAAUUCUGGGAACUAUGAUGGAGUCUGACCUCACUGACCCUGACACAGUGAUUAAACAAGUCAAGGAUCUCAAAAUGAUAGAAAAUGACAUGGUGGAGCAGGUACAGCGGUUUGACUCGCUCACCGAGUGUGGUCAACAGAUCGUCCAGUACGUGGACAACGAGACCGCCGUGCUCAAGAUCAGCUCACAGCUCGAGAGCUUCCAGGAGCGCUGGGAGAAACUCGUACAGCAGAUGGAGACUCAUAGUAAAAAGAUUGCAAACUCAGGUGUAGAAUUAAGUAAUGUUUCCAUGGAGAUGAUGUCCGAAUUCACAGAGGACGGAAAACUCAAAAAUCCUCCCAACACUGCCAAGAGGCGGAAAAUGGACUCGGUGUUAAAAUCUCAGUUUGAGAUGGAAUCAAAGAAACUUUUGGAGUGGUUCGAGAGGACCGAGACAACACUUGAACUGCUCACCAAGGAUGAGGAUGGUGCAACUAGUUCACCCAACGAUCAGUUCACAGCCGAAGAACAACUUGUUCUUGUUCAGGACACAGAAAAUGAAGUUGAGGAGAGAAAAAGUGAGGUCCACAAAGUGUUAUCUACUGGAAGACGAGUUAUGACGGAGCUUAAUUUUGCGGGAGAGUCAACAGACUCUGUGGCAGGUACAUUGGCGGACAUUGAGCGGCGCUGGGACGCUCUGGCGGUGCUACUGUCCCACACAAUCACCAAGGUCAAUCUGAACAUCCAAUCAAAAAAGUUUUAUGACGAGCUCCACGCCCUGCAGGAACUGAUGUCCAGCUAUGAAAAGUGGGUCAGCUCGGCGGAGAGAAUCGCGGAGGAAGCCAUGGAGAUCACAAAACAGCUGGAGCAGUGCAGGGUGAAACUGAAGGCCAUGAAGUCCCAUGAGGACCGCAUAGAACGACUGAACCUGGAGGCGGCCUCCUUACUGGAGAGUUCUGGCACCACCAGGCAGAUCCAGAUGGACCUGGAGGCCUUCACCAAACGAUGGGAAACCACCUUCAACAAAAUCUACAAACGGCAGCAGGAGCUGACAAAUGCGCAGGAUAAAGCGCCCCCUAGGUCGUAUCUCGAGGCGAUGGAGGCCCUGCUGAAGUGGGUCACACACAUGGAGAGUUUGCUGGCCUCAGAGAAAAUGAAGAUCAACGAGGCAGAGGUGAUGGAGGAGCAGCUCAAACAGUACAAGAGCCUGCAGGAGGACUUACAAGAACACCAAGGAAGUUUGGACUACAUCAACAAGACGGGUAAAGAGCUGGUAGUGAAAUCAGGGCCCCACGACAAAGCCCAGGCCAUGGAGAGGAAUCUGGAGGGGCUCAACUCCAGGUGGAGCCAUGUGUCUCGCGAGAUCAACUCCCGUCUCACCAAGCUCGAGCGAGCUAUCGGGCAAAUCAAGCAAUAUCAGAAUCAGACAAUCGGGUUGACGCGCUGGAUGGAGGAACUGGGCGUCUUUUUGCAUGCUCCGGAUCCAGCCACGGGGGACAUCCCCAAUCUCACCGCACAAAUGGCCGAAAGCAAUGGAGUGAAAGAUGAUAUAGGCACACUGCAGCAGAACGUCAAUAAUAUACAGGACCUGUGCAAUCAGCUGACUGAGGAUGCCGACCCGAAAUUCGGCCAGAAAAUAACGCAGGAAGUGACAUCCUUGCAGGAGAAGUGGAACAAGGUGGUGACGAUGGCGGGGGAGCAGAACUCGCGCCUAAAGGGGGCGCUGGAGGCCAGCCAGAAAAUGUACGAGCGGAUCAAGGACAUGACAGAGUGGCUCGAGCCAAUCAAAGAGGACCUCUCUAACAAAGACUAUGCAGUGGAGAGUCUGAACGACCUCCAGGUGAAAAGUAAAAAGUUCAAGACAUUGAAACAAGAAGUGUCCGGGAGAGAGGGAGAGAACAACAAGAUCAAUGAGGACGCCAACGAGAUGUUGAACAGAGCCCCCGCGGGGAGCCUCCAGGACUUGGCCCGGUCACUGAUGAGGAUGAACGCCCUGUGGACGGACGUCUACAACAGGGUGGGGCACUACUCCCAGAUCUUCUCCACUGCGGAGGGACAGUGGAGGGAGUUCAGUGCAUUCUUGGAUGAGGAGACCCAGCGUCUGAAUUUACUGGAGAGGAAGAUCAGACGUCCACGUCUUGCCAGCAGUGAUGCUGAGGAGAUAUCAGAAGAUCUCGAUGACAUAGAGAUCUGUCUACAGGACCACACCCUGGACAAGAAGACCCGCCUACAGUCGCUGGGAUGCGACCUGAUGGCAAACUCCAUCAUGUCCGACCACAUCAAGUCCCAGAUCGAUGCCUACAGCGACCGAUGGAACAUCCUCGACUGUCAGGCAAGAGAGAAGAUCCACAAUUUGGAGAAGUCGAUCAGUCAAGCACAGGACACGGAGAGGAAGAUCCUGGAGAUGACCAACUGGAUGUCGGAUAUUGCGGAGCUGUUGCAGAAGAGAAUCGAUGCGGAUGUUGUCGCGGGCGACGUACCAGAGGAAUACGACUCGCUGAAGGAGGAAUUCAAACAGAACGAGGAAAUGCUGGCAGAACUCGAGACUUACGCUGCCGAUUUGGAGUCGGAGGGUAACAUGGAGGCCAGCACCAGGCUCCGUGAACAAAUCGAACUGCUGAAGAAACAUUACACCGAAGUGUCUGUGAAAUUUCGGAAGUUCCAGAGGCCUGCGGACUUCGAGCCCAAGUUUAGUCGGGUGAAGAGGGACCUGGACCAUAUUGGGGAACAGAUCCAUCUGGUGGAGAUUUCAUCGGAAGAUCCGGAAUUUUUACAGGAGAAGCUGGAAAUUUGUGUGAAAUUCUACCGUACAAUGAGCGAAUUGAAACCAGAGGUGGAACAGGUGAUAAAGACCGGACGGCAGAUCGCAGAGAAACAACAGGUGGAAUUCCCGGAGAAACUUAACCAGCAAAUGGAUGCCCUGAAACAGCAGUACAAUGAUCUCGGGGGACAGGUAACCAAAGGGAAGUCUGCCUUAGAGAAGGCCCUGAAGCUGGCCAAGAAGUUGAAGAAGGAGACGACCAUGGUGAAGGACUUUCUGGAGUCUGUCAAUCAGGACCUGGACUCCAAGGAAGCCACGCCCGGAGUCCAUAACCUGGAUCAGGAUCUAUCCUAUGUCAAGGAUGUACAAGAGGAGAUGCAGAAGAGAGUGUCCAUGUUAUCAACCAUGCGUGACCUAGUAACCCAGAUAGAGGACCUGACGGAGGACAAAGCGCUCCCCGAGGCAUCGGACAAUGUUACGGAGAUCUCCAAUGUGUGGGAGGGUCUGGCCAGGAGGCUGUCUCUUAAACGGGAAAAACUAUCAGAUGACAUCAGCUCCCUAGAACUCUUGUUUGUGGAUUUCCAGACCGCACUGAUGAAGGUCAAAGAAUGGCUGACCAAGGCUGAAGGCACACUGAUGGCCCAUGAACAGCUCCCCGUCUACCAGCAAAUGUCUGACCACGAGAAGGAAAAGAUCUGCGACCUUCAGUCCGAAAUCGGCGACCUUGUGAGUCAGGUGGAGGAAGUGCGAGACUCGGCCCUGAGUCUGAUAAGUAAGAGCGAUCGCUACAGUGCCAUGGUCGAGCCCGAGCUCACUCACCUCAACCAGCGCUGGGACGACGUCAGACAAAGGGUAAAGCAAAUACAUGAACAGCAGACCAAGGAAGGAAAUGCUUCCAUGGAGAUCACCAAGACAACAGUGUUGGAGGUAUCCCAGAGUUCCCUGAUGUCAUCGUCUGCUGAUACUAGCACUGCUGCCGACGAUGGAGAAUUUCAGGAACAAUAUGACACAGUAAUGAAAGAGGUCAUCGUCCUUGACAACAGCCUGGUCAACAAAGGUCAAGUGACGGUGGAGGACUUAGUAGGAAGACCAGAAGAUAAAACCAAGAUUCUAGAUGUGGAGGUCAACAAACUUCAACAAGACGUGUCCAACAUUGCCGACCAGGGGAGACUACUAGCCCACAAAAUUGACCUGGAUGAUCAUGAUAAAGCCAUCCGCAUCUACAGACAGGUGGAAGACAUGAAGUCAAAGUGGAACCAGGUGAAGACAAAUGCCGAAACCAAGAAGACUACGAUCGUGUCGAUGGGGGCGUCGUACAGUCAGAUUCAGGAGGAGAUGAGGGAUCUCAAUGUGUGGCUGGACAACAUUGAGAGGAGGGUCCAGUCCAUCAGGAAGGAGGAUCUAAAGGCAUUUGAGGAAGAACUUAGCCGGCGACAAGUAAAACUGGACACUGUCAAUGAAGAAACAAAGGAACUAAGCAAAAAAGGAGCCGGCUCGCUGGUAGAGGAGGAUAUCUCGAGACUAAACAAACGAUGGGAGGACAUCAGCCAGCAGGUCAAAGGGCGCCGAGACGUCACGUCACCGGAUCGACCAAUGAUGUUCAAGCCCAGCGGCGUGGCGACGUCCAGGUUGGUGAGGAUGUCGGGGAAGUCGGCGGUGGAGUAUUUACACGAUCUACAGAGACUGGUGGAGGACUUAUCUCACGUACAGACCAAGCUGUUGUCUCAUCUACUGCAGGGGAACCUGUAUGAUGAGGUGGAGCAACAAGGCGAUCUACUCAAGGAAAUUCAAAGCCAACUGGAGGACCUGCAUCCUCGGAUGGAAGAGCUGGAGCAGCAGAGACAGGAAAUCCUGCCCAAGUGUUCCCCGGAGGAGGCGGGCCGAGUACGGCUAACGCUGGAACAACUGCGCGCGGACUGGACCCAGAUCAAUGGACAGUUCAACACCUCCCACAAGAGAUGGACGCGAGCCUCUGAACAGUGGAAGCGGUUCCAUGCGAACUUCAAGGAGAUCACCACGUGGCUGCUAGUGGCCGAAUCCAACCUAGAGAACAAUGGGGACGCAUCACACAAGGAAAUUAAAAAUGGACUGCAGACCCAUCAGACCACUUUGAACAAUAUGAACACAACAGGAAAUGACAUCAUAGGACAGUCCAACAUGCUGGAUGCCAAAGGGAUGAGGGAGAAACUGGACGCCAUCAACAGGAGAUGGGAGACUCUGUACGAGGCAGUGCAGGAGAAGAAAGACAGGACAUGGACCUCAGACUCCAAGCAAUGGGAGAGAUUCCACGCAGACAUGAGGCAGGUGACAACAUGGCUGCUGGUUGCUGAAGCCGACCUGGAGAGAAAGGGGAGAGCAGCGUAUGAGGAUUUGAGUUCUGGGAUCAAGAGUCAUCAGAACAUCCUGAACAACAUGAAUGCAGAGGGAGGGGAGGUGAUCCAACAGUCCAACAAGAAUGACGCCCACACCCUGAGGGAGAAACUGGACCACAUCAACCGGCGGUGGGACAAGCUGUGUCAGGCAGUGCUCCACCCAUCAGACAGCUCAGCAGAAAGUAUGAAGACAUCAGAUUUCUCCACAGAAAUGGAUGAACUGUUUCUCUGGAUUGACGAGACAGAAAAUGUCCUGGCCAGUUAUGUUACUCUGGAUGAAAAGAGCCUGGACGAAACACUGGAAAAAAUCAAGGACAAGGAAGAUGAGGUGAAAGGAAAGAGGAGAAUGUUACAGGAGAUCAACACCAAGGGAGAGAAGUUACUGAGGGAGACCACCCUCACCCCGGGGGACAAAGAGAACAUCCACAAGGACCUGGACAGCCUGAACCAGCGGUUUGUCAAGGUGGCCGGAGAGAUCCCGCAGCACAUUUCACGGACGGAGCAGAGACUCCACAAACUGCAGCAGUUCCAGAGCGAGGUGUCCCAGCUCCAGCAGUGGCUGACCGCCACCCGGGCUCUUCUGGAGGCCCAGCACCACCCAGUGUCUGCCACCUCAGUCGACCAGGACGAUUCCAUUGUUGUAGACCCACAGUCUACAAGAGCAGCCAUAGAAUCUCACAGAGAAAACGUGGACAGUAUCAACAGUCAGUACGGGGAUCUGAUGGAGGAGUGUGCUGAACAGGAAGUGGUCAUGCCAGACAGCAUUCAGCACCAAAUCAACGAGGUCAAUUCUGAUUGGGAGAAAUUACAGGGACUGAUGGACAGAAUCAAACCAGUCACAGACAACUUUCUAGAGGAAGUUUUGACUCAAGUGAAAGUUUCGCAGAUGCAACAGACAGUUGUCAUAGAAACCAGGCAGACAACAGAGGUCAACCAGAGUUCACUGAUCCUGGACUUUGACCGUUCUGUAGCCGAGCUCCGUGAUUGGCUGACUCUCCUGGAGAGGAUGCUGAAAUCUCAGAGGGUUACAGUUGGCGAUAUUUCCGAUAUUGAACAAACCAUCAUGAAACAAAAGUGGUUUCUGUCGGGACAGCUACUUAAUGUUUUGCAAGACAUGGAGUCGAAGAGGCCCCAGCUCGAACAAGUUCUGAGCACAGCCAGAGAUCUGCAGAAGCAGAGGAUGAGUGAAGAGGACAAAAAGAUCCUCAAGGACAGAGCGGAGAAAUUACAAGAGCACUGGGAAGAGGCCUUGUCACAUGUCAAUCAGAGGAAGACCCAGCUGGACGACAUGCUGCUCGAGUGCCGUCAGUUUGACGAGAUGCACGCCGAGUUCGAGCGCUGGCUAGGACAGAUCGAGGAGGAUCUCCAUGCCAACCCAGUCAGGGCCUCAGGGACCAACAUAGACCAGCAGAUAACUAAACAGAAACAACUGCAGUCAGAGGUUGAUGAGAGACAGCGUAUCAUUGACAAGCUGAAGAAGCUGGCCAGUAAGCUGAUAGACGAGUACUCCACAGACGACACCAGUCACAUCAAGCUACAGCUGGAGAAGGCCAUGAACCGCUGGUCCACCCUACUUCACAGGCUAGCCUUUAACAUCAAGUCCCUCCAGAACAACAAGAACUCGCUGUCCCAGCUGGACGGCACCCUGGAGGUGUUCCUGGGGUGGAUGAGGGAGAUGGACAAGAGCCUGGUGCGCCUGGUGGAGGAGACGGGGAGGGGCGACGUCCGACAGAACCAGGAGCUGUGCUCAGAGUACCUGGUCCAGUUCAAGGAUCUCCAGGCAGAAGUUGACACAAACAAGACAACAUACGAGUCGUUGAACAGCAGUGGGGCGAGGCUGACCAGAACCAUGGGGGUGAGCGACGCUCAGGCUCUACACCGGCGCCUGGAGGAGAUGAACCAGCGCUGGGUCAGUCUGAUGACCAAGUCCAUGGAAAUCAGGGGUCGUCUUGAGAGCAAUGCUGACCAAUGGCUGCACUUGGUGAACACCCUACAGGAGCUGAUUGGAUGGGUGCUAGAGAAGCAGCAGGAACUCUUGGCUCAGAGGCCCCUGGGAGGGGACACCGAGGCCCUCCAAAGGCAAAACAUGGACAAUCAGCGGCUUCUGAUGAGCCUGGACACCAAGCGACCAAUCGUAGAGCAGAGUCUGGAGGCGGGGCGGUUCUACCUGAGGGAGGAAGGGCUAGAGAGACGCCUCAGUCAGGACAGCGUGGACAGCCAUGAAAACGAAGCUUUAGCUCAGGGCGAAGUAACUCAUGAAGCACAACAUCUCAUCAUCAAAAUCCGCCGACAAGUUCGACUUUUGAACAGGAAGUGGACAGAGUUGAACCAGGGAUGUCACGAGUGGCAGAGUCGAAUAGGACAUGCUUCUGAGAUAAUGAGCCAUUUACAAAGUGGGCUGGAGAAGAUGGAGGGUCAUUUAGUGCAGGCAGAGCAGUCCAAGGCAAAGUGGGCUCCAGUGGGCGAUAUAGCCCGGGAAAAUCUACAGAGAGAAAUCCAACACACAAAGAGCUUUCAGAUGAGUCUGGAGCCUCUACAGAGAGAUGCUGAACUGGUCAAUGAACUGGCCAAUCAGCUGCAAGCUCUUCAUGUGGUGCUGUCCCAUACUAAUGUCCAUAAACUGGAAGACUAUAACACUAGGUUUAAGGAGUUACAGAUACAGUCGGAGGACAGACUCCGAGAUCUCACAGAGACUCUACGUGAAUUUGGUCCGGAAUCACAACACUUUCUAUCAGCCUCUGUGGGACACCCAUGGGAGAGAGCUGUGUCAGGGAAUAAAGUGCCUUAUUACAUUAAUCACAAUACAGCUACAACCCACUGGGACCACCCCAUGAUGACCGACUUGAUGGACAGCUUAGCGGACUUGAAUAAUGUCCGAUUUGCAGCCUACAGAACGGCCAUGAAGCUGAGAAUGCUUCAGAAAAAGCUCAGAUUGGACUUGGUAGCCAUGACUCUAGCUACCGAGUCUUUCGAUGCACACAACCUCAGGGGACGUAAUGAUAACGUUAUAGAUGUCAUAGACAUGAUUCGCUGCCUCAAGACCAUGUACGAAAGGAUCGAGGCCAAACACCAGAAACUGGUCAACAUCUCCCUCUGUGUUGACCUAGUACUUAACUGGAUACUCAAUGUCUAUGACAUUGCCAGGAGUGGAAAAAUUAGAGUUUUAUCUUUUAAAGUUGGAAUACUUUUAUUAUGCAAUGGACACCUUGAUGAUAAAUAUAAAUUUUUGUUCCGUCUGAUCGCGGACACUAAUGGUUUCUCUGACAAGCGGCGCCUGGGUCUACUCCUCCACGACUGUAUGCAGGUGCCCAGACAGCUGGGGGAGGUGGCUUCCUUUGGGGGCAGCAACAUCGAGCCCAGCGUCAGGAGCUGUUUUGAAAUGGCUAAUGGCCGCCCGGAAAUCCAGGUGAGCCACUUCCUGGAGUGGCUGAAACUGGAGCCACAGUCCCUGGUGUGGCUACCGGUGCUGCACCGCCUUGCUGCCGCGGAAACCGCCAAACAUCAGGCAAAGUGCAAUAUCUGUAAAGAAUACCCCAUAGUAGGAUUUAGAUAUCGAUGUCUACGGUGCUUUAAUUUUGAUAUUUGCCAAAACUGUUUUUUCUCGGGGAGAAAGGCCAAGAAUCACAAGCUUGCCCAUCCAAUGCAAGAAUACUGUACCGCUACAACCUCAGGAGAAGAUGUUCGUGAUUUCACCAAAGUGCUGAAAAACAAGUUCAAGUCCAAACGCUACUUCAAGAAGCACCCCCGUCUGGGGUUCCUGCCAGUCCAGACCGUGCUAGAGGGCGACGUCUUAGACAGCCCCUCACCCUCGCCCCAGCACAGUAUCUCGUCCCAUGAUAUGCAUUCCCGUCUCGAGCUCUACGCCAAUCGGUUGGCGGAAGUGGAGCAGAGACAAAACUCAUCCACUCCUGACUCAGAUGAUGAGCAUCACUUGAUUGCCCAGUACUGCCAGAGUCUAAACGGAGAUACCUCAACUCAAGCUCUGAAGAGCCCUAUGCAGAUCAUGAUGGCCGUGGACUCGGAGCAGAAGUCAGAGCUACAGGCCAUGAUCAGGGACCUGGAGGAUGAAAACAAAACACUCCAAGCCGAGUAUGAUAGAUUACGAGAGGCUAACGAGAUGCGGGUUGUCAAUGGUAAUGGUUUCUCCGACUCCAUGGAGGAGCCUGAGGACCACGAUGAGGAGAUGAUUGCCGAGGCCAAGUUACUACGGCAACACAAAGGUCGACUGGAGUCUAGGAUGAGGAUCCUCGAGGACCACAACAAACAGCUGGAGGCCCAGCUCCAGAGGCUCAGGCACCUCCUGGACCAGCCCCAGGAGACCAGUGUCCCGGUGAACAACUCAGUGCCCAUCUCCCCCUCCCCCACACACCCCACCCCCCAGAGUCAGUCCAAGCUACGCUUCAGCCCUGUCCAGGAGUCCACUCCCAAAGUCAACGGACAUUCAGAGAAAAGCACAGAGGAAAAUGGUGAUAUUAGUGACAUAGUACCCAACACAAGCACAUCAUUUUCUGAAGAAAAAGGAAAUAGCAGUGUGGGGAAUUUAUUUCAUUCCGCCGGACAAAUCGGCAAGGCCGUGGGGUCGCUAGUGGAAGUGAUGACGGAAGACGGCGAGCCCGAGGAGGAUUAACAGAUUAACUCAUUGAUGAUUCAGCGGAUUAACGAGACCCUCCAACAAUUCAUGGACAGCUAUAUACGGAUCUUAAGUGUGUUAAAUUGCUUUUUCUACGGCAAGCUUAAGUAAUUUUAAAACUUGAAUACUCUUGUUUUUAUGAGACGAAUCAAUUUUGUACACUAUAGCCCGAAUUUUAUCAUUACUUAUAUUUUAUACUGUACAUUUCUUCUUCAUUCUUAAAGAAACAAACUGCAUGUCUGAAUUGAAAAUUAUGAAAUAAUUGUUAAGAGUAUUUGAUAUGUUUGCUUAUCUUAUAUUGAAUAUUCAGACAAUAUUCAAAGUUGUUUUGGGCACUUUUGGGUAUUUAGUUGUUUUUCUUUUCUUUUUUACGUCAGCAAGGGAUGUUGAACACAAAGGGCAUUGUUGAUUUAUUUUUAUUUUUUCUACAAAAAUAAAGUUUAAUGAUUUCAUUGAAUUUUUUUUUCAGCUAAAUUUGAAUGCAUUUAUGAUGUUUACCCAAUAUACACAAAUUUAGUUGUAUCACACGGUUGUGAAAUUUGUGAUACUUUUAUUUUGUAUUUUUCAUAAAUUGUUCAUUCAUUUUUCAAUAACAGAAAAUAUUUGUGACUUGAUAAAGAAUAUAGUGUGUAUUUUUUUUGUUUUUGUCUACAAAAGGUUAGUGUGAAAAUUUUUUUGGUAUAUUUUUGGCUCAGUUUGAUGAAAUUCUGAUGCAUACUUUAAAUUUUUCUAGAAAUAUAGCUGUAGAUAUAAAUCAGAAGGCUGUCUUAAUCGAGAAUGAAGGUUUAAUUCAGAGAAAGAAACCAUGGUGCUAUAAUUUUUAAUUUUAUAAAAUGAAAUGCAAAAAGAGGCAAUUUUCAUUUUUUUUUUUGAUGAUUUAGAAUUGAAUGUGAAAACAUUGCUACGUGUUUAUGUAAAGGGUCAAGGGAAAUUAUUUCACCCAAAAGAAACACAUACAGAACGUCGCAUUUUCCAGCAGCUGUCCUUUAUAUAUAGUUAUGGUUAUUAUUUAUUAUUAUUUCAUUUCAAUAAUCAAGAGAGACAAAAUGAUGUUGAUUUAUAAUUAUUAUUUAUAAGUAAAUACUAUAUAUGCAUGUUUAUCUACAAAUUUACUUUAAGUGAUAAACUUGUAGCUACAUCUUGGAGGAAGAAUCCCCGAUUAUAGAGAGUUUGUUAAAUUAUUUUUCUUGAAAUAGCCAAAAAACUAUCAUUAAAUUGUUGAUUGAUUCUACAACAUUUAUGUACACACUUUAAUUCUACAACUUUGCUGCUGAUUAAGUUUAUGUUGAAUUUGUUGGUGUCAGACACGAAGGCUUUAUGAAUUGUAUUGAGUUUAUGUGUUUAAGCCUGAAUGGUAAUGAGAGUGUAUUUGUGCAUUAACUGUGUAUUGAAAUAUCAUUUUGUUCAGGAGUCAAACAUUAUUAAAAAUGCCAUAAAUGAUAUGUAAACAUA